AUGGGCUGCGGCUAUGUUGCGGCCCACAUUUGCAAUGCGGACUGUGGUUGUGCUGAGAGCUAUAGCUGCGACGCAGGCCAUGGCUGCAGUGCUGGCUACGGCUGCGUCGCGGGUUUCGACUGCGUCUCGAACUGCUGCUGCACUGCGGUCCAUGACUGCGCGGUGGACCGUGGCUGCAUCGCUGGCUUCGGCUGUGCCGCUGGCCACAGCUACGCCGCUGGCUGCGGCUGCGCCGCUGGCUGUGGCUGCGCCGCUGGCUGCGGCUGCGCCGCUGGCUGCGGCUGCGCCGCUGGCUGUGGUUGCGCCGCUUGCUGCGGCUGCGCUGCUGGCUGCGGCUACGGCUACGCUGCUGGCUACGUCUACGCUGUUGGCUACGGCUACGCCGCUGGCUACGACUAG
Messenger RNA from Spodoptera frugiperda (fall armyworm), 399 nucleotides. RefSeq names its product chorion class high-cysteine HCB protein 13-like. NCBI's taxonomy places the organism in Eukaryota, Metazoa, Arthropoda, Insecta, Lepidoptera, Noctuidae. The record is from RefSeq and is a predicted model, not a curated record. The transcript has a single exon. The coding region runs from base 1 to 399 and encodes 132 amino acids.